Molecule: messenger RNA, 2869 nt
Organism: Ictalurus furcatus (blue catfish)
Lineage: Eukaryota; Metazoa; Chordata; Actinopteri; Siluriformes; Ictaluridae
Product: endonuclease domain-containing 1 protein
Exons: 2
Coding region: 89-895 (268 amino acids)
Molecular function (GO): metal ion binding; nucleic acid binding; hydrolase activity
Source: RefSeq, a predicted model, not a curated record
UGUGUGUGCGUGCACCUGUGUUUAUUUAAAAAUCUAAGUUCUUUGUGCUGUUCAUUUCUCCUAUCUCCCUGUCACUGCUGCAAGCACAAUGUCUCCAAACACAUUUUAUCUCCUCUUCCUCCUGCCUGCUUUCUCUCUCUCUGAGGUUGCCACUUUUACAAAGUGUCCGCAGUUCUUUUCUGCAGGAAUUCAUCCCACGGUGUUGCAAGAUACAACGGACAACAAUCGUUACACACAGAUAUGCCAAUGCCUUCUGGACCAAAAUGAAAGACCACAAUAUUUCUAUGCCACUCUCUAUGACACCAAGAACAAAAUCCCUGUUUACUCAGCCUACGAGUUCCGCCAUGCAAGUGUUGACAGGGUUGAUCGCUGGUAUGUGGAACCACAGCUCGAUGGAAGUAACCUUAUGUGCAUGGCGUCUCAGGGGACCAUCCCAUCACCCAAUCGAGGGCAGCGACAGGCUCUUAACAGUGAUUAUGAAGGCUCUGGCUAUGACAAGGGACACCUAUUCCCUGUUUACCACACACACAAUGCAGACACCAUGCUGGCCACCUCCACGUUGACCAACGCAGCUCCACAAGAUCCUAGCUUCAAUCGUGGUCAAUGGAAAAAGCAUGAGGAAGACAUGGCCACACUGGUGCAGCAGAACUGUAACUGGGCUUACAUUGUCACAGGUGUAGUCCCUGGGAAUCAAGUGAUUGGGAAUAAUGUAAGGGUGGCCCGUUAUUACUGGAGUGCUUAUUGCUGCUUUGGAGAUAGUGGUGCACCACAGUCAGCAGGCUACAUUGGCCCUGAUAACAAUGGCCAGGUGCAGCAGGGCAGUGUGAUGUGGCUGGAAGAUGAGCUGAGCAAGCAUUAUGGAUCUGUCUUCAGUAUCUUCCAAGGCUCAUGCUAAUACAAAUACUAACCACCAAGUGUAGUCAUUGUGAAAUGAAUCUGCUAUAGAUGGGUGUUUCAAUACAAUAUUUAAUAUUUGUUUUGAAAUAUUAAUUAAACUGAUUUUGGUUUUGACACAUAUCAUGGAACUGAUAUGUCUAAGGAUGUUAAAUAUAUGUGAAAAAGUAUUUGCUGAUUUCUUCUGUUUUUUUUUUUUGUAUACUAAAUAGAUUUAGAUCUUCAAAUGAAAUACAAUAUAAAACAAAGGCAACUUGAGUAAACACACAGUACAGUUUUUAUAACUUUUUAUUGAAGCAAAAAAAAAAAAAAAAAAGCUAUCUAACACCUAUCACCAAUGUGAAAAACUAAUUGCCCUCUUAAAUUUAAAAUCUGGCAGCAAUAUCUGCAACUAAAUGCUUCCGAUAAGUGGAGAUCAGUCUUUAACUUACUUCUAGGACUAGGACUUACUUCUAUGCUUCUGAUCAUUGUCUUGCUGCAUAAUCCAGUUGCGCUUGAGUUUCAAUUUAUGGACUGAAGACCGGACAUUUUCCUUUAGGAUUUUCUGCUAGAGAGCAGAAUUCAUGUUUCCCUCGAUAAGUUGCCCAGGCCCUGAAGCAGCAAAGCAUCCCCACACCAUCACACUUCCACCACCAUGCUUGACCGUAGAUAUGAUGUUCUUUUUGUGGAAUUCUGUGUUUGGUUUACAAAAGAUGUAAUGGGAACCUCUAUGAAUGUUCUGGUUUAUUGAAAUUAUAUGGAGAACUUUUGGAUCAAAUGUAAUAGCUUGAAAGUAAUAGUUUUUUUUUUUUAAAUUAAUGAUUUAAUUUUGAAUUAAUGAUUUAAGUAAAACCUUGUCUGUUUUAUUAGACGAUUUUUAAUAAAUGAACAAGAUAUUCUGUAGAAGUAAUCAGUUUUAAUAUUUCAAAAUUGAUUUAGCCUCAUCCACUCUUAAUAAUAAUAACUAGCUGAAAGACCUAUUACUAAAAAUAGAACAAAGACUUGAGACUUGACUUGGACCUCAGGGACUUGUGAACAUCUGGUAGAUACAGUAGAUCUGCCAGGACAUACAGUAUCUCACAAAAGUGAGUACACCACACACAUUUUUGUAAAUUUUUGAUUAUAACUUUUAAUGUGACAACACUGAAGAAAUGACACUUUUCUACAAUGUAAAGUAGUGAGUGUACAGCUUGUAUAACAGUGUAAAUUUGCUGUCCCCUCAAAAUAACUCAACACACAUCCAUUAAUGUCUAAACCGCUGGCAACAAAAGUGAGUACACCCCUAAGUGAAAAUGUCCAAAUUGGGACCAAAGUGUCAAUAUUUUGUGUGGCCACCAUUAUUUUCCAGCACUGCCUUAACCCUCUUGGGCAUGGAGUUCACCAGAGCUUCACAGGUUGCCACUGGAGUCCUCUUCCAGUCCUCCAUGAUGACAUCACGGAACUGAUGGAUGUUAGAGACCUUGUGCUCCUCCACCUUCCGUUUAAGGAUGCCCCACAGAUGCUCAAUAGCGUUUAGGUCUGGAGACAUGCUUGGCCAGUCCAUCACCUUCACCCUCAGCUUCAUUAGCAAGGCAGUGGUCGUCUUGAAGGUGGUUUUGGGGUCGUUAUCAUGCUGGAAUACUGCAUACUGAUCAUAUUCUGCUUCAGUAUAUCACAGUACAUGUUGGCAUUCAUGGUUCCCUCAAUGAACUGUAGCUCCCCAGUGCCGGCAGCACUCAUGCAGCCCCAGACCAUGCCACUCCCACCACCAUGCUUGACUGUAGGCAAGACACACUUGUCUUUGUACUCCUCACCUGGUUGCCGCCACACACGCUUGACACCAUCUGAACCAAAUAAGUUUAUCUUGGUCUCAUCAGACCACAGGACAUGGUUCCAGUAAUCCAUGUCCUUAGUCUGCUUGUCUUCAGCAAACUGUUUGCGGGCUUUCUUGUGCAUCAUCUUUAGAAGAGGCUUCCUUCUGGGAUGACAGCCAUGCAGACCAAUUUGAUGCAGUGUG